This is a messenger RNA of Oncorhynchus mykiss (rainbow trout), 2411 nucleotides long. NCBI's taxonomy places the organism in Eukaryota, Metazoa, Chordata, Actinopteri, Salmoniformes, Salmonidae. The record is from RefSeq and is a predicted model, not a curated record.
CACACACACACACACACACACACACACACACACACACACACACACACACACAGAGGAUUGUAAGUAUGGGAGCAUAGGCCCAGGCCCAUCUGCCUCCUUCCAACAGAACACAGCCAGUCACUCUGUAUGUAUGGCAACUAUUCACCGAGCUGAGCUGGUUUUCCGUUUCUGCUUGUGUGCUGGACAAUGAGGCUUUGAUCCCUGGCAGGCAUUCAACCUAGAUUUUGAUCCAUGGAGAAUGCCUACAGUAUGGUUAGAAACAGAACUCACUAUAAUGUGAAAGCUGCUGUUAGUCAAAGCAAAGGCCUUAUGGUUAGUUAAUAAAAGCUUCUCUACAUCAUGAUGAUGAUAUAAAACGUUUGUUGUUGUUGUAUGCUACAAGCUAGCGGUUCUCUCCAGCUGACCCCCAUACUCCUGAUUGCGGUGUCAAUGGCUGGAUCCAAACACUCCAGUGACAUUGAUCAUGGAGCACAGCCCUCCACACUUCCUCCAGCAGAAGCGCUAAGAGAAGCUUCCAGGCAGUGCUGACUGACCGCUCUGCUCCCCCCAUGGCCAACAUCAGCAGUCCAGACCAGGGCCAGGGUCAGGGCCCCAUAGCCAACAGCAGUUCAGCUCAGCCUCUGGGCCAGGCCGGGGCUGUAGUGGCCUCCUCCACCCAGCCUGAUUUGGUGGUCUACUGCAAGCUGUGCCUUAGUGAGCACCCCUCAGCAGCAACCAGCACGCUGCACACCUGUGACUGUGUCUUCUGCACCCCGUGUCUGCAGCAGUAUGUUCAGCUGGCCAUCCGGGAGGGUGGGGGCAGCCCGGUCACAUGUCCAGACAUGGCUUGUCUGAGGACAGGAGUCCUACUCCACUCAGAGAUAGCCUGUUUUGCCCCUGCGGAUCAGGUUGAGCUGUACCAGCGGCUGGAGUUUGAACGAGGGGUGCAGCUGGACCCUAGUAGAGCAUGGUGCCCGGUGCUGGAGUGCCAGGCUGUCUGCAGCGUCGGGCCCAGCUCAGAGGGCCAGCCUACGUCCGUUCCCUGUCCAGCCUGCCACACCGUCUUCUGCUCUGGCUGUAGAGGGCCAUGGCAGGACGGGCACGCCUGCCCCGAGCACCAGCCUAUGACAUCAUCAUCUGCCUCAGAGAGCAGCCUUCAUGCUGGGGGCCGGUCAUGCAGUGACUCUGAUAUGCCCAUCAAGCAGUGCCCCAUGUGUGGUGUGUACAUCGAGAGGAACCAAGGCUGUGCCCAGAUGCUGUGUAAGAGCUGCAAACACACCUUCUGUUGGUACUGUCUGCAGAACCUGGAUGGUGAUAUAUUUCUGAGGCACUAUGAUAAGGGGCCAUGCAGGAACAAGCUGGGCCACUCCCGAGCCUCCGUCAUGUGGAACAGAACACAGGUGGUGGGCAUCCUGGUUGGCGUCAGUGUCAUCGUGCUGGUGGCCUCUCCUCUCCUCCUGCUGGCUUCACCCUGCAUCCUGUGCUGCCUGUGCAAGCCCUGCCGAGGCAAAAAGAAGAGGAGGAAGACGAAAGAGCUCACACAGACAGACAUACAGCCAGAACUCAGUCCCACCAAGUCACAAAGAAAGACUGCUCCUUCUUCUCACCACGGUCUGGGAAUGGAUCCAUUGUCAAUUCAGGAACUGAUUUUAAUUAAUUAAUGAAAACACUUAAUUGAAAAGAAUGGGGUAAUUUCCAAAUCAUCGAAUUUUAAAUAAUGUUAUUGAAUUGACAGAAUUGAAAACUGACUAGUACCCAGAUUCCCAACAUCUCACACACACAUACAGUACAGGACCACUGUCUACCACCUUCAUGUGCCAAAUGUCACAAUGCCAAACCAGUCUUGUUACAGUAGGUGCACAAGUGCCUCCAUCCUACAGUGCCUGGUAUUUGUUUUGCCUUCCAUUAUAUUAUGCAAAAAUGUGUGUUGUUAAUGAAAAGAACGACUGUAUGUAACAUAGGAAAAUAUCCUUAACCAAUGCAAAACAUUGUUUCAUAAUGUGCUGUGGAAGCAUUGUGCUGUGGAAACUGCAUUGUGCACUGUAUUAGAUACUGGGAGAAAAAUGUGUACAUCCAAAAUGGCACCCUAUUCCCUACAUAGUAUGCUACUUUUGACCAGUCCCUGGUCAAAGGUGUGCACUAUAAUGGGAAUAGGGUGCCAUUUUGGAAGUACCCAAUGAUAUAGGGCUUCAAAGGUGCACAUAGAAAUAUUUUCUGCUGCUGACAGAUAGUUUCCACCUGGAAUUCCAGACCAAAUUUCUGUUGGAUUCUAUAUACUACUACUACUACUAUAAUGUAUGUAAAUAUGUAUUUAUGGAAUUUUGUAUAUGGUGGCUCCUGUCUUUUCUACUUUUUUUUCGUUGAUGUUUCUGCAUCAGAUAUUUUGUAAAAGAUCCAUUGUAAUUGAAAUAAACAUUAGAUAUUGAACAUGC